This is a messenger RNA of Manduca sexta (tobacco hornworm), 2785 nucleotides long. RefSeq lists its product as uncharacterized. The record is from RefSeq and is a predicted model, not a curated record. The coding region runs from base 222 to 1049 and encodes 275 amino acids. Lineage: Eukaryota; Metazoa; Arthropoda; Insecta; Lepidoptera; Sphingidae. The transcript is spliced from 3 exons.
CGCGGUGGCUGCCCAAGCGCAUUCAUUGCCAUGGUCGCUGCUCACAUAACAUUUCCCAGUCAUUAAGGAGACGCCGCGGCGACCGCACGCACACACGACAAAAUAAAAACAGUGAUAACGGUAGCAAUUUGCAAUUGUUUUGUGUUUGUGUUUGGAGAAAAGGAUAUUGCACAUAUAUCGUCAGAAAUAUCUUCAACCUUCUUAAUAUUACGUGAUACAAGAUGAAUAAACUCACGAUAUUGUUCGGCAUGCUGUUGUGCCUUGCGGUGGCUAAUGCGCGUCAUUACGGCGACCGCAGCGAAUCAGAAAGGACUGACGACGAAGAAACUCAAGGGCUGAGGCAGGAAAUGGACCACACAAGCCACCGACACCGAAGAAGGAGAUGGCAAUCUAGCGGAGGAUAUGAUUACCAACCCUCCCGAUACGACUAUCGAAAUGACAGAAGGGAUUACUACAGAGACCAACAAGAUUUAAUCCCGCAAAUAUAUAGAAUGCUUGAUGAAAUAUCUACUUAUAUAAGACGGCAGCAAGUACAACCGCCGCCGCCACCUCCACAACCAAUAUACAUUCCCUAUCCGGUGCCAUACUUCGUACCAAAAGUAGUUGUUUGCAAGACCCCGGUAAAAUCUCCCAAUGUAACAAGUAGGUUCCCAGCAAUGGAAGAUACUAAUCAGAAUUGGGGUUUCGUCGCAUCGACUGAGAAUAUGAACGACGAUUAUGACGACACCGAUGGCGCCAGACCGAUCAGUUUUGAUCCAAUCAGGCCGAAACAGCAAAUGAAGAGGCCAGCACCCUCAGUGGAACAUGGUAGCAGUCAAUCCAAAACUCCAGUAACGACGCAAGCGCCGUUUUUGGGCCAAGGUCGAACAUCGGAUAUGUCGUGCUUCGCCGCAACCCUUACCUGCUGUGGAAACUCCGACCAAGCUUCUCAAAAGCAGUGCUUCAUAAACAUAGGCUGUGCCGCCAAAUACGAUAGCAAAAUGUGCAGUUCUGAUGCUAUAACGGAGGCAUUGGAAAACUUCAAAAGAUCAUACGCACCAGUCAAUUAAGUAUGAAUAUUAAUUAAGCGUUUGUGUACAUUAUAGAUAUAUCGUAUUUAAUUGAGGGAUAAUCCACCGAACCUGUAAAGUCGUUUUAGAAUGACGAUAUGACGUGGGUGAAUUACUUGAACCAGAUAAUGCUGUAUCAGCAAUUCUAUUGUAUUGAUUGCAUCGGUCUUUUAUAAGAAGAAAUUAUUUAAAUAUUAAAAGUUGCCAAAUAAUCAAUUAAUAAUAUCGUCACAGGUGUGUCUAAAAGCAUCCAUAUUUUCCAUAUUAUAUUUUAACAUGUGAACAGAAUAUAAAAUAAUGUGUGUACAAAACGACAAACAAUAAUAAUGCAAGUAUUGACCUAAUCAGUUUUAUGUACUUACAUACCUAUUAUGAAUUAUAAUGAAUCACAACAGAUGAGUUCAUAAUUAGUGCAUUAUUUUAUUAUUUAUACUUUAUUUAUGGGCCAAAAUAAUGUGUUAACUUAUCUGAGUAUAUUAAUAUUGUUUAUUCAAAUACAAAGUUCUUGUUUCAUCGUGGCAGAAUUCUUGGGUUCGAAUACCUUGAUUAAUCUUUUCUAAUUAACAUCAGUUUAUCUGGAUUUAAUUCCAAUUUUGGCUUGAUGAUCAAAGAUGGUUUAUAAAUUUAGCCUAUUUGCCUUACAUACGUAAGAAGCCGUAUUAUAACGUGGUAUUAAUUUAUGGGGUAUUACACCUUCCUACAUCGACGUGGGAAGAAAUCAGAGGUUGAAACAGAAGAAUCAAGCCUCAUUUAGGCGGAGCAAUUAUUACUAGCAAUAAUUGUCCGCAAUUAUUUCUAGCAAUCAUAAUAUGAAUAUCCGUAAGACUUGUAUACAUCAAUGCGGAAGGAAAUUGUUUUCCCAUUGCACCUAUUCAGAUAGGAUAACUUUUUUGUACAAUUAUUGUGUACGAUUAUUGUUAGCAGUAAUUGUUCUAGCUAAAUGAGGCAUCACUAUACGGUUUAUAUUAUGUUUCAUUGUGAAUGUAGAGGUAUGUGACACAUAAGCCGUCACGUGGUUGAAGAAAUCGAGUUGGACCGGUAUAAACAUUUUAUUACACGGUUUAGACAUCUUGAGGCACCGAUAUUAUAUUAUUCUAGUUUUGAACAUGUGUAAACUUAAAUGAUAUUCUAAUAGGAACUUAACAGAGCAAACUUUAUUAAGUUAAGUAUUUUGUUGCCAUAUUCCUACUAAUUCUUAUUUACUUAGUUAAGACUAAGGUGACAGAAGUAUAUAGAAACUUAUUUUCUAUCAAUGUGUUAACUGUUUUUAAAUUAAAGUAAUAUCAAUAUAUUUUUUAUAUUACUGUAAGUGCAUACUCUAUUAUUACGUUUUACCUAUCUAUGUAUAAUUUUACAAAUUGUGCAAUAUUAAAUGGAUUCAUGUGUAACAGAUGCAAGUAUUAAUUAAGAAUUUUAAAUUAUAAGUACAUUUUAUUUAUAUCUUAUAAAGAACAAGGAAAUGCCAGAAGAGCAGUGGCGAAAGGUUAAAUUUUGCCGAAAAGAAACCCGACACUAUUGCUACUAAUAUGAAUGAAUGCGAACUGCUAAUCUUUGUAAUGAUAAUGAUGUAAUGAUUCUUCAUAAAGGGAAACCGGUAGAAUCGGGUGAUAUGGAACCAUCGCCACUGCAGAAGAACGAUAUUAGCAUUUAUUUCUAAAAUAAGCAUAAUAGUAAGUGCUACUGGCAGCUUGAAAUCUUAACUGUCUAGUCUAAAUGUUAAUAAAACAUGCCUAAAC